CCAGCCUCUGAGUUGGGACAGAAGAAACACCAGAAAGGGAAAGGGAAGAGGACGGGUCACUUCCAUCACUUCUUGAAAAAUACAAAAGCAGGCACCAAAUCCUCCAGGUGACCCAAACCCCUCUUCUAGUCCUGGAAGCAGCAUGGAUACACAGAUCAUCUAUGACCUUCUAGGGGAGUAUGCUUGGUUGUACGUCUGCAGCACCUUUGCAGUGCUGUGGAUUCUUGUGUGGCUGUACAGAGACAACCUGGAGAUCGAGGAGAUCACGGACAAGUACGUGUUUGUGAGCGGCUGCGACACCGGGUUUGGAAACCUGCUGUGUAAGAAGCUCGAUCGCAAAGGUUUCCGAGUGCUGGCCGGCUGUCUCACAGAGAAGGGAGCUGAUGAUCUGAGGAGGCAGGCGGGCCCCUGUCUGAAGACGGUCCUCCUGGAUGUGGGCAAUCAGGACAGCAUCCAGAAAGCCAUGGAGUUCACCAAGAAGGAGGUUGGGGAUAAGGGCCUGUGGGGUAUCGUGAACAACGCUGGACGCUCUCUGCCAAUGGGCCCUUCAGAGUGGAUGAAAGUGGAGGAUUUUCACAGCAUUUUGAAAGUCAACAUGAACGGAGUGAUCGGCAUGACGAUGACUUUCCUGCCCCUCAUUAAAAAGGCUCGUGGCCGCAUCGUAAAUGUAGCGUCAGUGCUGGGCAGAGUGGCCGCUAACGGUGGAGGAUACUGCAUCUCCAAGUUUGCAGUGGAGUCUUUCUCCGACUGCCUCAGGAGAGAUAUAAACUACUUUGGAAUCGAUGUGUGCAUCAUCGAGCCGGGGUUCUUCAAGACAGCGGUGACGAGUCUCGAACCUCUCGAGAGGGAGCUGCAUCGCUUGUGGAACCAGCUAAGCCCUGAAGUACAAGCCAGCUAUGGCGACAAGUACCUGGACAAGUUCAUCAAGGUCCAGCGUCUGAUCAUGAACGCUAUCUGCGACACUGACCUCACUAAGGUGACCAGCUGCAUGGAGCACGCUCUGACGUCGGCUCACCCCCGCACCAGAUACAGCGCAGGCUGGGAUGCCAAGCUUCUCUGGAUCCCCCUCUCCUACAUGCCUUCCUGUGUUGUUGAUAUUGGACUGAAGCUGGUGAUGCCGCGUCCUGCAAAGAGCGUGUGA
Messenger RNA from Platichthys flesus (European flounder), 1141 nucleotides. It is a transcript of the gene rdh5, whose product is annotated as retinol dehydrogenase 5 (11-cis/9-cis). Gene Ontology annotation, molecular function: oxidoreductase activity. The record is from RefSeq and is a predicted model, not a curated record. The transcript is spliced from 6 exons. NCBI's taxonomy places the organism in Eukaryota, Metazoa, Chordata, Actinopteri, Pleuronectiformes, Pleuronectidae. The coding region runs from base 143 to 1141 and encodes 332 amino acids.